Molecule: messenger RNA, 2166 nt
Organism: Scomber japonicus (chub mackerel)
Lineage: Eukaryota; Metazoa; Chordata; Actinopteri; Scombriformes; Scombridae
Product: casein kinase II subunit alpha-like
Exons: 15
Coding region: 256-1434 (392 amino acids)
Biological process (GO): protein phosphorylation
Cellular component (GO): protein kinase CK2 complex; cytosol; nucleus
Molecular function (GO): protein serine/threonine kinase activity; ATP binding
Source: RefSeq, a predicted model, not a curated record
UCGCACUAAGCUCUUGAUCCCAAGCAUCGCCAUAUUGACGUCCCAACAACGCUGAGAGGAGAUACUGCCUUGGUGUAGCCCCCAGUGAUGACUGUAUUGAACCCUGUACCUCCUGAUUAGACUGGUUGGAUGUCCCCAUUUAACAUUCAGCUUACUUACAACAGAGGCAUCUCAACUGCUCUUGUUCCAACUCAUCUGUCAUCAUCAUCCUGGAGGGAACCUCCCAGGAGAUUUAGAGAAGAUCCUGUGUAGAAUAUGUCUGGCCCUGUUCCAAGCCGCUCUCGAGUUUACCCCGAUGUAAACACACAGAGACCUCGAGAAUACUGGGAUUAUGAGUCCCACGUUGUUGAAUGGGGGAACCAGGACGACUAUCAGCUUGUCAGAAAACUAGGGAGAGGCAAAUAUAGUGAAGUGUUUGAAGCCAUAAACAUCACAAACAAUGAAAAGGUGGUCGUCAAAAUACUGAAGCCGGUGAAGAAAAAGAAAAUCAAGAGAGAAAUAAAAAUCCUGGAGAAUCUGAGGGGUGGCCCAAAUAUCAUCUCACUGUUAGAUAUCGUCAAGGAUCCUGUGUCCCGAACCCCUGCUCUGGUUUUUGAACAUGUGAACAACACAGACUUCAAGCAAUUGUAUCAAACCCUAUCUGACUUCGACAUACGGUUCUACAUGUAUGAAAUCUUAAAGGCUCUGGAUUACUGCCACAGUAUGGGGAUAAUGCACAGAGACGUCAAGCCACACAACGUAAUGAUUGAUCAUGAACACAGAAAGCUCCGCCUAAUCGAUUGGGGCUUGGCAGAAUUCUACCACCCAAACCAAGAAUACAACGUGAGAGUGGCAUCCAGGUACUUCAAAGGACCUGAACUGCUGGUUGAUUACCAGAUGUAUGACUACAGCUUGGACAUGUGGAGUUUGGGUUGCAUGUUGGCCAGCAUGAUCUUCAGAAAGGAGCCUUUCUUUCACGGUCAUGACAACUAUGAUCAGCUUGUGCGAAUUGCGAAAGUACUCGGCACAGAGGACCUGUACGACUACAUUGACAAGUACAACAUUGAAUUGGAUCCACGGUUCAAUGACAUCCUGGGAAGACACUCCCGUAAAAGGUGGGAGAGGUUUGUGCACAGUGAGAACCAGCACCUGGUCAGCACAGAGGCCCUGGAUUUCCUGGACAAACUGCUGCGCUAUGACCAUCAAGCCCGCCUCACAGCCAGAGAGGCCAUGGAUCAUCCCUACUUCUAUCCCAUCGUUAAAGAUCAGGGAAGGGGGGCCACUCCUGGAGGGAUGGCUGCCAGCUCCACACCAGUCAGCUCCUCAAGUAUGAUGGCCGGCAUCACCUCAAUGUCCUCCUCACAGCCUCUCGCUAACAUUGCUGGAUCACCUGUCAUCUCUGCCCCCAAUACUCUGGCCACACAAGUCCCUGCAGCCACCGGGGCCCAACCCUGAAGCCACUUCCUCACCUGUGUUUAUGUGUGCUCAUGGCCAUGUCCUGCCUAGCUCUCACUGCGGCCCAGGGCCAUGGCUCCCCUUUUUAUGUUGAAAAUAACAAAGAAGAAGAUUUAAAUUGCUUUUCACAUUCAGUUAUAUUUUGACACCUGGACUUGACAGAAAUGUAUUGUUGCACCUGUCAGGAUUAUUAGAAUUAAUUUGGGUGUGUUAUUUGACAAUGCCAUUGUCUAGAAAUUCUAAUAAGAUGUAGACAUGAAGAGAAUGGAUAAUAAAAUUUAUUUUGUAUGUUCCAAAUAUACAGUCUUGCUUGAAACUGUUUGAUGGGGAUCCUGCUGUAUUACACUGUGAACCUUUACACGACUUCACAAAACAGAGUCAGGAAUCUGGUGUGCCCCACCUAACAGUGCUCAAUGGUUGCACACAAUGUAAUGUGCAGGAGUUGUUGGUGUUUUGAAGUUGUUAGUUGCUAUCAUUCUUUAAUUGGACUUUUGUAGAUAUUCUACAGUUACUGUCAGGUUGCAUGCACCCAAUGCUGAAUAUCACAGGGUCAAUAGUUUGCCAAUUUUAUGUUACUUUCACUUCUGUAUGUGUAUGUAUGUGUUCAUGUAUGUUUUUUAUGAAGUCUCUUACACAUGAUUUUGAUUACAUAGACAAUUUUGUAACUUUUUGUUUUAUGUUGGGAGGAGUCAUCACCUACAAAAAAACAACUUCAAAAAUAAACAAUUUAAA